Molecule: messenger RNA, 2997 nt
Organism: Glossina fuscipes
Lineage: Eukaryota; Metazoa; Arthropoda; Insecta; Diptera; Glossinidae
Gene: TAF1B
Product: TATA box-binding protein-associated factor RNA polymerase I subunit B
Exons: 6
Coding region: 250-2922 (890 amino acids)
Biological process (GO): RNA polymerase I preinitiation complex assembly; nucleolar large rRNA transcription by RNA polymerase I
Cellular component (GO): RNA polymerase transcription factor SL1 complex; RNA polymerase I core factor complex
Molecular function (GO): RNA polymerase I core promoter sequence-specific DNA binding
Source: RefSeq, a predicted model, not a curated record
CAACAAUCUACUUUGUUGUUGUGUUUUAUAUACAUUUUUUGCUAAUAAUUACUACUGUUUAUUAUUUAUUAUCUGGAGAUAUGAGCACAAAUUUAUUGGCUUGAUUUGUCGAUAUACAAAACACUACAAAAAAAAUUGAAUUUCACUCCUAACGUUACUUGAUAUAUAGGUCUUAUCAUUACAGGCCUGAUCCAUUCUUCUUUUAUGCACCAAUAAAUAAAAAAAAAGAAUUGAAUUCCAAUACAACUAAUGGACGAAGGUAAUGAUCUCGAUGUUAAACCCACAAAUCUUCAGUGCAAUGUUUGUGGUGAAAGGGAAUUUUAUACGAAAGGUGGCUAUUAUUUUUGUCUAGAGUGUGGGACGAAAACAGAAGAGGCGAGACUUGUUGAGCGGGAACGCGAUGAAGGUCAAGAUGAUAUCAAACACGUUAGAAAGCAAAAAGUGCAUACUCUUAAAACGGAUAAAGUUCAUUUAACAUCGUGGGAAUGUUAUAAUUAUAUACUACGUGGCUUGGUUGACGAUUUAUUAUCUUAUGGAGUCAAAGAGGAAUUAAAACUUAUGUGCCUACAAAUUUGGGCCGCUUACCUUAGACACAUGCAAGUAGCGUUCUUCAGUAAAGACUCAGCUGAGUUACCUAAAUUAAGUGUGCGUUACUUAAAGAGCGAUGCUGAGACUAUUUACAAUCAUCGACGUGCCAAGAAACGAAAACGUAAAACAUCUGGCUCGAGCGUUGACACACACAAUAGCAGCAAUCAAUCCAGCAACAGAGAAUGGCGCAAAGCUAAACGCAAAUUAGAUGAUUCUAUAUAUUCCGAUAGCACUGCUGCUACCACUACAAUCAGUAAUUCGUCUUCAUCGGCUUCUACUUCUAUGCAACCAAUACGAUUAAACUAUAAUAACAGAGCACGCAAAAGUCUCAAGAAAUUCAUGCCUGCGAAGCAUAUACAGAAACAUGAGAAUGACACUGAAAAUUUGCUUACAUGUCAUAAGCAGCCCAAAGUCAGGGAUUUACAUCGCUUAGACUAUAUGGUUAGCGUGUUAAGCAUUAAACAAAUCUACGCUAUUAUCGGUAUUGCGUUAAACUUGAUCGAAGACGAUAUGCAACUCAGUGACUUUGUUCGUCAUAUACAAGAAGGUCACAUCAGUAUGAAAAAUGUUUUGCAAUAUUUCCCUGAAAAUAUAGCGCGUAAUGGUAUUGAGAUGUUAAAAAAAAUCGAUUUUUACAAAUAUCCCGAUAAGUAUACAGAUAAGAACUUAAGAGAACAUAUAGGCGUGCUUUGUAAAAAUAUUGGUAUUCGAAAAUUUAAAUGCCCCGACAUGAUCAAAUUGGUUGAGCGUUAUGUCGAGGAAUUGUGUUUGCCAGCCGAUGUGGCGAUUUUUGCUAUGCAUUUAAUUAAUUUGCUGCCACCACGUUUUGAAAUACGUGCUGCGGUUGGUUAUCCAAAUUAUGAAGCGAGAGCUAUGGCUUACAUAAUUUAUGUUUUGAAAUUAUUAUUCGGCCUGGAUGGCCACAAAGAACAGUUGAUAUCCCUAAAUACGAAAAAUAUGAAUAAAAAAAUUAAUCAUUUCAAUAGCAUUUACAAUGAAAAUGAAUCCCCACUGUUUGUUUGGAGUGACUGGGUGCAAUACAUUGAAAUGCGUAAAGUCCUAAUAUCGCAAUUCAAUUCUGAUUUUUGCAAACAAUAUAAACAAACACCAAGCACAGCCCAAUUUUUAGAACAAAUGCAUGAUGAGGUAAACCAACGCGAUGAGCAAACUGAGCUUUUAACCGAUGAUCUAAAUACUUCCGCCAUUAAGCAGCACUUGGACGUUUUCAAAGCGAUAUUCAAAGACUUUACGAAAAAAGAGGAAAAUUCGAAAAUGUCCCAACAUAUAAAAUUUUCGCCCAGUUUUACGCCGGCUUCUAGUUAUUUAAAAACUAUUCUGCUGCAUUUUAAAAGCAAUGCAAACUUAUUGGAAGAUCAACGCAUUGAGAUACCAGACUUUAUGCAAGUUGAUCACAAACGUUUCAACAUUAAAGCCUUUGUAGAGGUCAAGCCAUGCGUAGAAUAUUUUGCGAGUAAAGGGUACAAAAUGAAUGUUAUUGAAGUGCCUGUUACAACCAAUCGUACUUAUGUCGGAGUUUUUCGUCCGCCUCCGACAGCAUCGCGCGGAGUAGAGCAAUACUUGCGUGUCCAGCGUGCAGAUUUUAAUAUAGACGAGCAGAAAUGGAAAGAAAGGGUGACUAAUGAGGUGGUGCCUUCAACAGACGAUUUGGAAUUCAAAAAGGAAUUGGAAAGUUAUCAGCCUGGUUAUCUAAGACGUCGAGUAAAUGCGUCGAGAAGAAAUCAACUGAAAAAUAAAGAAUCAUUUAUCGAAUUUGAAGGGGAGGUUCCGUCCACGGAGCUUAAAUUGGAAAAUAAUGAUUUCAAUUCUGCGGCAUCGUAUGAAAUAUUAACUGAGGGUAAUAUGACACCUUUAGCCAGCAAGUUUGCUAAAGUCUUAUCUAAGCCUCGCCGCCAUUUAGGCAAAUUGAAUAUCCUGCAAAAUUUAAAUGACGAAGAGAAUCUUAUUAACGAGAGACCUUUCGACGAAAUUAAGUUGGACAUAAUAAAACAGGAAUUGGAAGAGAAAUCUUUAAAUUUUCUAAUAUCUAAUAUGGAUUGUUGGUUACUUAUGGGUCAUAUAUUAAUGUUGACUAAAACUCAGAAGCAACAAUUGCGAGAUAAAUUUCCUCGUUCGUUUUGCUGGCUAUUGGAAACUUGUGCGGAAACUCUGGGUGUAGACUGGUCUAUUAUCUAUCAGCAAUUGUUAGUUAUUGAGUUAAUGUUUGGUGAAGGCAUUGAGAGUUUAAACAAUUUUGAUGGUUGCAUCCAGUACAAAUACAAUAAUCCCAUUAAAGAUUUUAAUACUUUAAUUAAUACUUACCGCGAAAUAUGGUAGAAACGCAUCCAUACGAUUUUAGAUGAAUAAAAAUAUUAAAAGCAAAAACUUUUACCCAAUUAAUAGAAACAAAAA